Messenger RNA from Danaus plexippus (monarch butterfly), 4140 nucleotides. It is a transcript of the gene PIG-O, whose product is annotated as GPI ethanolamine phosphate transferase 3. The transcript is spliced from 9 exons. Gene Ontology annotation, biological process: GPI anchor biosynthetic process. Bases 135 to 2951 code for a protein of 938 amino acids. The record is from RefSeq and is a predicted model, not a curated record. NCBI's taxonomy places the organism in Eukaryota, Metazoa, Arthropoda, Insecta, Lepidoptera, Nymphalidae. Gene Ontology annotation, molecular function: mannose-ethanolamine phosphotransferase activity. Gene Ontology annotation, cellular component: endoplasmic reticulum membrane.
GUUUAAUUAAGGGUUUCAUGUUUUAUAGCGAUGUUUCAGUGGAAUGUGAUAAUGGGAAUUAGUUUCUAACUUUAAGCAAUCGUUUCAUUUAAAUCAAUGACAACUGCCUAUUUAUUUAUGAAAAUAGUAUAACAAUGAAAGAAAAAUGGAAUUUUAUUUUAUACCUGGUCUGGUUUUCAUAUCUUCUUCUGUCGGCGGUUCUUAUGUUCGGUCAAGGGUUCCUAUUAUCUCGUAAAACUUUAAACGACGUAUCUCAGUGCGUGCAUUUAAAUAACUUUGGAUGUGAUGGCCUCGAGAAUAGCACUUUGAGUUCUAAGUGUAGUGAAGAUGAAAAAAUACAAAAAAUAUUGUCUUUAACCAGUUCACCACUUAUAUGCUCUCCGAAACGUAAUAGAGUGGCUUUUAUAUUGGUGGAUGCUCUCCGUUACGAUUUUACAGAAUAUGAUGAGAAUAAAGAAAAACCUUUGUUUUAUCACAAUCAACUGCCUAUUAUUCAGAAAAUAGUGAAAAAAUGGCCAAAACGCUCACGAAUAUUUCGUUUUAUGGCAGAUCCACCAACUACUACACUUCAGAGAUUAAAAGCCCUUAUAACUGGAUCCUUGCCUACUUUUAUUGAUAUGAGCUCUAACUUUGGAGCUAUUGAAAUACAAGAAGAUAAUAUUAUUGAUCAGGUUGUUUCAUCUAGUAGUAAAGCGAUUCUCCUCGGAGAUGACACUUGGGAGCGACUCUUACCGGGAAGAUGGACUCGUUCACAUUCUAUGUACUCCUUCCAUACUUGGGAUUUAGAUACGGUUGAUAACGAAGUUGAUUCAAAAAUAUAUGAUGAAAUCAAAAAGAGUGACUGGGAUUUGCUUAUUGCUCAUUACCUUGGCGUUGACCACGCCGGGCACAGAUAUGGACCAAAUCAUCCAGAAAUGGCUAGAAAAUUAAUGGAGACCAAUACAAGACUAGAAAAGUUGAUAGAAAUAUUGCCAUCUGAUGUUAUACUGUAUGUGGCUGGUGACCAUGGAAUGACAGAAACAGGAGACCAUGGUGGUGAGAGUAAAGCUGAACGAACUGCAGCUUUAUUUGCAUAUUAUGGAUCAGGUUUUUCUGGUGAAGAGUCCGAUCGGAUGUCAGGUAGAGAAAUACAACAGACAGAUUUAGCUCCAACUAUCAGCGCCGCUUUAGGUAGACCCCCACCGGCUCCGUCGCUAGGAAAUUUGUUGUUGCCCUUACUGCCAAAUACACCAGUAACUCAUGCUUUGUUACAUUUAACCAAUAAUCUAAAACAGGUUACCCAAUAUUUAUUAAGAUACGGCGAAGAAUCGCAGCAAGUACCAUUGGAAAGAUUGGCCCAUCUCAUUAAUGCUACACGAAAUCAGAUAGAAAAGGCAGCUGAUGUGAAAAAUGAUAUGGAAUUGAGGGCAUAUGUUGAUGACGUCAGACAACUGAUGGAUAAUCUUAGAGGGGUUUUUCGUGAGGUGUGGGUGGAAUUCGAUUCUCUCUCAAUGCUGAGAGCACUUCUUCUGCUACUUCUGGCUAUAUUCUUCAAUUGGUUGAUCAUUGAGGGCAUUCCUUUCGAACGAAUUUCUAACGUUUUUUCUAGUUCCUUUGUCCCAAGUGUAUUGGUAGCUUUUGGUGUUUGCGUUGGGAUAUGUUAUACCACUUACUAUUAUCAAAUCAUUGAUGACUUGGGGCAUGCGAUCGUGCUGACCACUGGUUUGGUGUCUGGGGCUCUGACGUGUAUGCUCGUGAUAAUGCAUUGGGAUGGUAUCACCCAGCGAUGGUAUGAAGGCAGGUCCCUGUUUUACGAGAGAUUCGGACGGGCGGCUCUAUUCGCGUCCGCCAUUAUUUUGGUAUCGAACAGUUACAUUAUAGAGGAAGGCGCUACUUUAUCAUUCCUGACGCUGACGAUAUUAGGCUUGAUGGCUUGGAAUGUUGGAACAGUGAAGGCUAUGUUGCUGUGGGCUGGUUUUGGCGCUGUGAUGGCAUUGACUCGGACUUAUAGAGGGUGUAGGGAGGAACAGGGCGAAUGCUGGACUUCCGGGGAGGGUAUGUAUACGGGAAGUGCUACAAGAGCUGCCUUAGUCCUAGCUCUAGGUUCCGUAUCUGGUGUGGUAGCAACAGCUAGACGUCAUUUAGGGUGGAGAGGUUAUGGAAUUGUUAUAGCUGGUAUUUUCACGUGCGCUCAUUGGGCGGUGGGUUGGGGUUCUUUGGGUUCCCCUAGUAGGUCCAAAAUGUUAGCGAGGGGUGCCUGGCUGGUUAUAGUGACGAUGUUUGUAAUAUUGUGGAAAAGGGAUGGUAGGGGUACUUUAUUGCCUUUAGUCGUGUCCGGUCUGUUGUUUUACUUAGCGAAUGCCUUAGUAUUGGGGGCUGCGUAUGCGCCGACAGCCGGCUUGGCGCUUCUGUCUGGAUUUUUAGCACUAAACGUCGUCUCCAUGUUGAAAAGUGAAGGAGCAGCAAAGUUUUCUUUAGCGACGCGGUGUAGUUCGAGUAUGGUUUGUCUGUGGGCGUUGCUCGCCUCAUAUCACUUCUACGGUACGGGACAUCAUGCGACUCUCGGUCAUGUAAGAUGGACGGCUGUGUUCCAUGCUGGGGACCCCAACUAUUUGUCCAUCGGUCAUGUCGUUUCCGUCGUACUAAUGUUCAUAUAUCUAUUCGGUAUGCCUUUGAUGUUUGGUGCGACUGUACCGUUGCUGGGUCUGUGGGGCCGCGCGGGGUCUGUGGGGCCGCGAACACAGCUGGCCGCCGUGUUUACGCUGUGUCUGAAGUUUCAGCUAUGUUUCGCUAUUAGAAUAUUCGCCUGCGCGUUGUCAGCUACGAUUCACUGCCGCCAUCUCAUGGUUUGGGGUGUUUUCACACCUAAACUGCUUUUCGAAUUCGGUUCGUGUGUAGCCGCCUUAAUCGGCUCCCUUAUAGGGGCGACAUUGACAGCCUGGCAUAUACCAUGUCAGACAAGAACCAGUUGACACAAGUGAUGGACACAGAUUAUAAAAAUAUGACUGCCAUAUUGUUUUAAAAAUUAUCUAUUGUUGUUUGUUUGGUACGUUUUUUAUGUGUGGUGCAAUAAUACAUAAAAAUAGGUUACUUAAUCGAGAUUAUUCUAUGCGAAUUGAAGUGCUUUUGCCUUACACAGAUUGUUAUCUAUAUUUAUUUAAAUAUUUCUUUUUUAUUUAUUUUAAAAAAUUAUUUCCGUUUAAAACGUAAAUAUCAUUGUAAUGUUUUUGAACGACUUGCAAAUAGUAAGGAUUUGAAUUCGGUAACAUUGUAUUAAUUAUGUGAAAUCCGCGGAUUUCACAUAAAUUCAUUUUAUUGUUGUUUUUUUUUUAUUAUGCUCGUGAUUUUCAAGUCGGUUUUUUAAUCUGUUGAGUUAAGUGAACUUUUUGUUUAUAGCAAUAUUUUUCAUUAUUAUUACUGAUGACGUCACGUCACACAUUUAAUAUUGUGAGUGGGAUUUAAAGAUAUAACUUUAGUUUUCUAUUUUAGAUUAUGUUUUAGGUUUUUCGUGAUUUGCUUUGUAAACCAAAGUUGAACAAACAAAGAUGGCAUUUAACGAAGGGGUUCAUUAUCCUGAGAUUAAACGUUAGGUUCGAAUUAUGAGGCACUCAAAAUACUAAGUACAGUAGGGUUAUAUGUGGAUAUUAUUAAUUUUAUAAAUCAGAUUUAAUUAAAUACCAACAAAUGAGUGGACGUGGAUUAAAACAUUAUUAAUUUUGUAUAGUUAGCAGCGAAAUAUACAAAAAUGAAAUAUCACUGCCAUUAUUCAGGCUUUUUGACAGUAUUAAUUAUAUAGAGCGAGACCCCAGGGUUGCCAGACGUCACAUAUUUUCUGACGGAUGAAAAACAACCAUGAGAAUUUUUGUGAAGUUAGUAAUGUUUUUAUUUGCCUUGAUCACCUAAUACCUGAAAAUUGGCCGUUUGACCGAGCUGGUGGACCAAGGUGGGCAUACGAUCAUAGUACAUACUAACGCUACUCAAUCGUCCGCAUUUAAAAGAAAAUAAGGUGACGUCUGGCAGCCCUGGGAUCUUGGACUAAUAUGGUUGUUAUAAUUUUACCAUAUUAUAUAUAGUUGUUGAAGUAACUUAUUAUUGCAAAUAAAAUAGUAUUAUGUUGUACUGUAAAAGGGAGGAAUUUAAUAAAAAUGUGGUCCAUGAAAA